This is a messenger RNA of Cydia fagiglandana, 996 nucleotides long. RefSeq lists its product as uncharacterized. Lineage: Eukaryota; Metazoa; Arthropoda; Insecta; Lepidoptera; Tortricidae. The transcript has 7 exons. The record is from RefSeq and is a predicted model, not a curated record. The coding region runs from base 1 to 942 and encodes 313 amino acids.
AUGACAAGAACUAACAAAGCUGCAUACAAGAAACAUCAGUGGUCAGGUGGAAAAAGGAAACGGCGUCAAGUCCAAGCUGCCUUACAACACCAUUAUGGCACCAAUUCAAGAAACGUGGCUUGGCGUAAUGUUCAAAUGAAUAACCCAUCUGACGUCACGAUGUGUGACGAUCCGUCAAAUGCCCAAACGGUGAUAAAUAAUGGUUCAACUAAUGCUGAGAUAUGCUACGAACCUACGGUCACAUCUCGUAAAGAUCAGCAUGAUAACGAACUCUACAACGUGAUCAGGAGUGAUAGAUUGACUGCAAGCCAAUUCGGGAUGGUAUGCAAACGACGAAAUAAAACUCCUUGCCACAAUCACGUGAAACAAAUUUUGUAUAAAAACAAUAUUUUAACAUCUGAUAUGAAAUACGGGCAGCAUAACGAAGCUGUUGCAAGGACUCUUUUUGAAACCACAACGAAUAAAAAAGUGGAACGUGCGGGUUUAUUUAUUGAUAAACAAUACGGAUUCCUAGGCGCAAGUCCAGAUGGUAUCAUUAUUGAUGAGAAUGCUCUACUUGAAAUAAAAUGCUUUCCAUCACUGAAAAGAAGCCAAGAAAGCAUUGAAACCGCGGCUGAAAGCCGCGGAAAUAAGUUUUGCUUGAAAUAUAAUAAGGAAGGUAAAUUGGUUAUGAACACAAACCAUAAUUAUUAUUACCAGGUGCAAGGACAACUGCGUAUUGCUGACAUGGCAAAAUGUUAUUUUGUCUGUUUUAUUGACCCUGGGAUAAAUAUGACUAUAAUCGAAGUAGACCGAGACGAGGACUUUAUACACAAUAUGAUACCAAAACUCGUAUCUUUUUACAAGAACUGCAUCGUCCCCGAGCUCAUUCUGCGAAGAGUUCCAAAAAACCAAAAAUGCGUCGAAAUUUCAGACUUGCCUGCUGAUCAUCAAAAACAAUAAACGUCGGACAACGGACAGUUCACGUCACGUCAUCCCUGUAAAGAUGAAAAAAAA